CGUGGCGCGCAGCAGGUCAGGAGAGCAGCGAGAUCUUGAAAGUUCACACAACAGGAUAUUUAUCAUAACACAUCCUGGUUUCAGGAGGAGCUGCCGGCAGCGAUCUCAGUUCCCUCACACACACUGAGCUCGUCAACAUCAUGGAGUGGAAACUGACUAAAGGGAAGUUCAGGCCUCGUUUGCAGCAGCUGAUUGGCUCAAACAGCGAGGAGGCGGUUCCAAACUCGACCAGCAAAGCUUCCGGUUUGAUGCCCGACGUCCAAGUGGCGAUUACAGAGCUGUGCAAACUCAAAGGUGUCGGGCCUGCGACGGCAUCAGCCGUGUUGGUGGCAGGAGCUCCGGGUGAAGUGGCCUUCAUGGCUGAUGAAGCUGUGGAGAGCAUCGCUGAGCUCAGACCGGUCGAGUACACGGCCAAACAUUAUGCACUUUUCCUCCAGAAAAUACUGAACAAAACAUCCCAGCUUAAUACAGUGGACGGCCAGCAGAACUGGACUCCUCACAGGGUGGAGCAGUGUUUAUGGGCUUGGGCCGUGGCCAAUCAGAUUCAGCCCUCAUUAUUACAGGAGUUCAGUCUGAUGGAUGCAACACACACUGUGGCCAAUCAGAAGCCAGAGAAGAGGAAGACGGCGGAUGAAGAGCCCUCGAAGAGACAGAAGACUGAGAGAUCUUAAAGAGCAGCACUUCACUGCAUUUGAGUAUUUAUCCGGAGGGCGAUUUCAACACAUUCCUU
Sinocyclocheilus rhinocerous is the source of this 730-nucleotide messenger RNA. RefSeq lists its product as uncharacterized. The transcript has 5 exons. The coding region runs from base 141 to 671 and encodes 176 amino acids. Gene Ontology annotation, biological process: DNA repair. The record is from RefSeq and is a predicted model, not a curated record. Lineage: Eukaryota; Metazoa; Chordata; Actinopteri; Cypriniformes; Cyprinidae. Gene Ontology annotation, molecular function: catalytic activity.